Corythoichthys intestinalis (scribbled pipefish) is the source of this 3467-nucleotide messenger RNA. It is a transcript of the gene kcnk5a, whose product is annotated as potassium channel, subfamily K, member 5a. The transcript is spliced from 5 exons. Gene Ontology annotation, biological process: potassium ion transmembrane transport; stabilization of membrane potential. Bases 322 to 1902 code for a protein of 526 amino acids. Lineage: Eukaryota; Metazoa; Chordata; Actinopteri; Syngnathiformes; Syngnathidae. The record is from RefSeq and is a predicted model, not a curated record. Gene Ontology annotation, cellular component: plasma membrane. Gene Ontology annotation, molecular function: potassium ion leak channel activity; outward rectifier potassium channel activity.
AAAGUCCUCCACUCCCCUACUCCGGCUUCAACUAUAUCUCUCCGGCGGCACGUGGAAACAAUAGCAGACUGCCUGCACUUUGUCUGUCGGAGGCAAUAUUUUGCUACCCGUCCGUGUGAGCCUCUUUGGCUAUGUCGCGAGGACAAAUGCUGUCACCUGUAGCGCACCUCGACUCUCCAUAAAAACCUCGCGUGGAGCAAGAAAACUCGGAACAUUCACCGACAAUGACUGCUUGAGUUGCACUCUUACUAGCGCCGCUGUCAGCCUCCCCCUCCCUACUUUCCUCCUCUUCUCCCCCACUUUGAGUUGCUGCACACCAGUAUGGUGGAUAAAGGCCCCUUGUUGACUUCUGCCAUUAUUUUCUACCUGUCCAUCGGGGCAGCAAUUUUUCAAGUCCUGGAGGAGCCCAAUUGGAAGAAGGCCGCACAGCACUAUAGACUCCAGAAGGAAAAAAUACUUAAGGACUAUCCCUGUCUGAAGGAAAAAGACUUGGAGAAAAUAUUGCAGAUAGUUUCCAAUGCUGCUGGCCAAGGAGUCACUAUAACUGGAGACAAGACUUUCAACAACUGGAACUGGCCAAAUGCUGUCAUCUUUGCUGCCACAGUCAUAACUACUAUAGGAUAUGGAAACAUUGCUCCCAAAACAUCAGAAGGUCGUGUGUUUUGCAUCUUCUAUGGUCUAUUUGGUGUGCCUUUGUGCCUUACGUGGAUCAGCGAGCUUGGGAAGUUCUUUGGUGGAAGAGCCAAGCACUUUGGUCAAUUUCUAACCAAGAGAGGAUUUUCACUGAGAAAGGCUCAGUUUACCUGUACGGCAAUUUUUCUCCUCUGGGGAGUGCUAUUUCAUUUAUUCCUUCCACCUUUUGUGUUCAUGUCUCAGGAAGGUUGGACGUAUAUUGAAGGCUUGUACUUCUCAUUUGUCACCUUAACCACAAUUGGAUUUGGUGACUUGGUUGCAGGUGUGGAGCCCUCCAAAGAGUACCCCACACUAUACCGAUACUUUGUGGAGGUUUGGAUUUAUCUGGGGCUGGCUUGGCUUUCUUUGUUCUUCAACUGGAAAGUGCGAAUGGUGAUCGAGGCUCACAAAGCACUAAAGAAACGGCGCAAGCUGCGGAAGCUAUCCCUCGAUGAGUUGCGGCACUAUAAGGAGUCCCACAAAGCUUCACUUCGUUUGCCACCCACUCCUAAUGAUGUCAACAUCUUCAGCUUCCUGUCCAAGAAGCAGGAAGGCUACAAUGACUUGAUCAAGCAGAUUGGCACUAAAAGUGAUGAAAAACUCCAUGCCAGCGCAGGGAACGCCAUCCAAAAAGCCAAGGCCAAAGCAAAAGACAUGACUCGCUCCAAGAGCUGCAAUGAUACUCCUAUGUUUAACGGUCCCACCAUCCUCAGUUUAGACCGUUCACCACGGCAGAAGAGAAGAUAUAGCUUUAGUGACCGUGUGACUGUUGCCUUUUCCAAGUCCAAAAACUACCUUCUUGGCUCUGACAAUGGUUUGCUGCUAACAGAUGAUCAUGGGGACAGGAACGUCGAACUUGACCAGGGGCAACUCUGUGAAAACCAGCUUGACAAAGAUGUAGAACAGGAGGGCAGCGGUAUGGGAGAAUGCGGGAGAACUGCUCGAAGGACAUGGGAUUCUAAAGAAUACCAUUCGCUUACUUUUCAAAAUGCGAAUAUUACUUUCAUUGACGAGGAAAACUUUCUUGGCAAUAAUCUAGAGGAGGAUGACGAUGAUUCCAAAGCGAAACUAUCGAUAACUACAUGUGAUGAAAACAUUGAAACCGUCUCCAAGGAUGAACAGAGUUCUGAGUCCGAUGUCUCAGUUUUUACCAGUGACGUUUCAGAACACAGCCACUCAUAUGAGACCCUUGUAGAGGAGUAUGCAAAGGAAGACAACACGGAACCUUAGUUGCUGUGCACUCAGUUAACACUGCCUGUUUUGAAGGGUGAUGCUUUUGUAAGUUGUUUGAAUGUGAACUGAAAAGACUUGUAAUCCCUUUGCACUGCUGGGUUAGGAAAAGGAUAAAUGUUGGGCCAAGUGAAUGUUCUUUGCCUUCAAAUGAAUGUUUGGAUUUUUUUCUUGAAACAAAUGAAAAUUCCCUGUCAUUUUGGAUAAGAAGCCAUUUUAUAUCCUCAGUCGAUAUUGACUCGAGGCUUCACCUGCUCAAAUUUUAUGUAGUUACUGUAUGUAAGAGAUAGUCAUCAGGGAUUGCUUAUCCAAAUUCUGCACAAAUCUGUUCCUCACCAUUUCUUGUAAAUAAUUCUGUAUAUGUUCAAACAUAUUAGCUCUCACAUACGCCAUAUUGGCGUUUUUAAAAUAUUUAAAAUAAUAGGCGUUGUAGUUGUCUAGUAGUCUGUAGCUACGUGAGUGUCUCUUGCACAAUGCCAUGAAAUGAGCACAGAGCAAAGUCCUUUCCAGUGCAGAUGUUUUAUCUUAACCUGAGCCAAACCCUUUUUGUUCUCCCUGUUGUCUCGUUUUCUGAGUCUGAUAAAUAGUCUGAGAUUUUUUUUUUUUUUUGACUGUACAUAUCAGCCUUUGUGAAGGGUUCAUCAUUGAGUGAUAUAGGCCUGCUGUAAACCACGGCAAAUCUGUAAGGAACAUAAUUGACUACGUUAUUGUUUUUGUGGUGCUAAAGAUGGUAAAUAUGAAUGAAAAAUGAACAGUGUUUUUUUUCCUGCAGACUCCCUUUUACUAUGUUGUAUUUGUCGAGUAAAUAUUGCUUGAAAGCCCAUCGACAGCCACAAACACCUCAGCUGAGGACAUGGCCUUGCUACUUGUUUGCUUUUGGGGGCUCGCACUGACACAAAUGACUUUAGCACUGCAAACGACUGCCAGCUAUGUUAACACGCUGCAGAUCGAUACUCUCAUGACGUGUGUGUGUGUGUGUGUGUGUGUCAGAAAGUCCUAUCCGAUGCCUUUAUUUGCUCACCUCCUGCCUUUUGCACAUGCACUUGAGCACACAAUCUCGAGUGUUAUUUAAAAUAAGAAGAUGCCAGCGAUCAGUGCCACACAGUGAUGUGAAUUUUUAAUUCCAAGUCAUUUUAUGUUACUAGAUUGUAAAUAUCCGGUAAUAGAAUACUUAUUUGUAGCACAUGAAUCACCUUCUGCCUUAUGGACUGCCUUAAAUCCACUGCAAAGCAGAGGAAAUAAAUUACAAUGCUGAAAUUGCAUCGUUUCACACUGGGUGUUCUUAUACAUUUCUACUUUUAGCUCCCACCAUUUUUGGUAUUUUGUCACAUAAUUUGUACAUUUCCGUCAUAAUUAUGAUGGAUUAUCGGUAUGCAGUCCUGGUACGUGUCAAACAUGUCCUACGAUUAUUUACUUGUAAUCGGUUAACCCAUUGUCCAUUGUUCUCUUAAUAACGCUCUGUUAUGUAAAAACUCCAAUUUGUUUGUGUUAGUUAACUUUUUUAUGCCUAAAUUAUUGUUUGUAUAUGAAUUUCAAACACAGAUGUAUAUUUCAUGUAAAAUAAA